CACAGGCUUGUUGUUCACAGUAAUUUUCAUUGCUGCAUAGCUCAGUUAAUUUAAAAAAAUGGACACGGAACAUAGAAGCAGAGCAACUCUUGCUCUCCCCAACCCACAAGAGCCCACCAGAGGGCCUGAAAUUGAGCUUUUAGAAGCACCUUUCUCUGGCAACAUCCUACUGGAGAAGGAUAUCUCAUUAUCACGCAAGACAUGGCUGAUAUUUCUAAAGAGGGAGGUGGAAUUCCUGGGGGUAACACAAAUUCUGAUUGGUUUCAUAUGUCUUUAUUUUGGGACAAUUGUCUACCCUGGGAUCACAAUUUCAGAAUUCGAGAAAAAAUUUUUUUCAUCAUUUCAAAUAGGCUAUCCAUUCUGGGGAGCAGUACUUUUUGCUAUUUCUGGAUUUUUGUCAGUUAUGUCUGAAAAGAAAAAUGCAACAUAUCUGGUGCAUGGAAGCCUGGGAGCAAACCUGGUCAGCUGCCUAGCUGCAGGAGCAGGAAUCUUUCUUCUCAUCAAAAACCUACAGAACACAAUGGCUUAUCACAAUAUUUGCUGGGAAGCUUUUCAGGAUGACUUCUGCUUCACAGUUUUUUUUUCCACUGAAAUUGUGGCAAUGAUCAUGUUCGUCACCAUUCUGGGAUUUGGUGCUGCUGUGUUACUCAUAGUCUACAGAGUUGGGGAAUUACUCAAAGAAGAUAAGGUUCAAGAAGAACGUCUUUAUGAGGAAUUAAAUAUAUAUUCACCAAUUUAUAGUGAGUUGGAAGCCAAAGAGGAGACCUCUCCCACUGAUUCAUAAGGAUCAUGUUCAGAACAUUCUCAUUUGUAACAAAGAGUAUAGAAAGCCAAGAUCUUUGUUUAAGAGGCUACUGGCAAAAUUUCGCUUCUCUCUAUAAUCCUCCAGUUUUACGUUGUGAUUUGUUCUCUAGAUGAUAAUAUUCUGUUUCUGUUGUUUCUGCACAUCUAAGUACCCCACUGCUCAAUUCAUAGGUAUAUGAUAGACUUCCAUUUUUCAUGUUUUCUAUUGCUAUUUUACACCCAUCUCUUCUGGGAAAUCAACAUGCAAUAAGCAUUUACUCUGUGCCCAUAAAUGUGCAAAUAGGAAAAAUAAGAGGAAGGCUGGCUGAAAUUGAGUUAAACUUUAAAAGUUUGAUGUUUGGUUCUCAACCCUUUUUAGCAUUCCCAAAAGUGAUGGGCAUGGUACAUGUCUCCCACUAGAUUGUAAGCACCAUUCAUCAAACAUUUCUUGAGAACUAAUUAAGUGUUUGAAGUUUUUCACACUUGCCUCUUUCACAUUGUAUAUCUCAGUAUUUCACUCAGAGUUGGUGCUCAGUGUAUUUAUGGAGUAAAUGGGUAGAGAUUCAGGAAUGAUAGCCUACCAGGCCAGGCCAGAGAUAGAGUAGACAAGGAGAAAGGGAUGAUUCUGAAGUGAAUUUGGACGUGAUAAGAUCAAAUUGGCAAAUUUAAGAACAGUGUUAGGAGGAUACUCAGAGAUUUGAAUAGAGAUUCUGCAAGCAUGUAUUAAAUAUUUUGGUGGAUUCAUAUCAAAUUAGCGAUGAAGGCUUCCUGCUUAUGUUUGAUCUUAUUCUAUGAUCUUAUUCUAUGGAGAAAACAACAUAGUAUGUUAGAAGGAUUACCAAUUUUAUACAAUGUAGGAAGUUUGUGUUGUAAUCCCAGGCCUAUUGCUUAUUAGUUGAGUGAGUUGUGGCAAAUAAUUUAGCCAGUUACUCAGUAUGGGUUUCCUCAUCUAUAAAAUUAAGAUAAGAGGAAUAAUUUACCUGCCAUCACUAAAGGUCUAUUUUGGAGACACACAUACAUACAUAUAUGUGCCAUAAAUUAAAAGUGCUCUGUAAGAGAUUCUAUAAAUUAUUUAAUUUAUGUAUACAUAUAAGCAAUCUCUAAAUCUUAGUAAUCACCAAUUAUAUAAAACUUAAAUCCAUUUUAUCUUAACUUUGGAAGCCUUACUCUCUGUUCCCAUUCAACUUUUUCUUUAAUAUGCUUUGUGCUUGACCACCUCAUAUCAGCACUCUGGCUUGAAAUUUUCUGCCCUCUCUUCUGUACUUGCUUGAUUUUUUUCUUUCUUUAAUGCCUCUCUUUAAUACCACCUAAUUCUUUAAGAUAUUCUAGCCAACAUUGCUCCUCUCUCAGGAUGAUUACUUUUUCAAACCAAAUAUAUACACAACCACAUAUAACUUACACCAUAUAUAACUUUUUAAAUGCAAAUAUUUUACUUUUCAUUAAUGACAAUACAUUCUUUCCUAAAGACUCAAAGUCAUAUAAAGAUCUGUAUAUUGCCUGAGUCAUCAGUACAUUCACUGAUACAAUAUUCAAUACACUUUGCAGAUUGAUGAGUGGGCAGUGGGGAGUGUAAUUAAGUUACUUAGUAUCUGGUGAGAUGAAAACCAUAAGAAGAAAGAUCAUUUAAGGAGGAAUUUGAAAUGAAAGAGGAAUACAUUAAUGAAAAGUUUAGCUAAAAUGAAGUCAAUGGGCAUGGAAAGAAAUGGUCAUAUCUAAAACAUAGAAACACUAAUCAGUCUUCUUGUUAACAAGUUGAACAAAAGGAUAAAUUUAGGCAUGCAAUUGUUUAGGUAACACAUUAAGUGUUUGAGCGUAAGAUCAAAGGAGAAAACCUGGAAAUGUUGAAAGAAAUGAUAGGGAGUCAGAAAUAUGGAUUAAUGGGGAGUAUUGUAGACAGACCUAAAUGAAGGUUGGUUUUAGAUGGUCAUUUUUAUGAGACCAAAAGCAGUGCAACUGGACAGCAUUUACUCCAGCACUCUGGUAAAGAUGAAAUGUGGUGAUAGAGAUUUGUGUUAUUGUAGGAGAGCUCAUUAUUCAGUGAAGCAGAUUAACACUGGAAGAGAACUAUUUUGAGAUUAAAGUGAAGCCAAGUUAACCUUUGCAUGCCUAUAACCAGAGGGAAAGUAGAAGGAAAAAAUAACCUAGGGUGGAAGAUAGAAGAAUUAUUCAGAAAAGUGCAUUGUGAAAUAGUAGACAGCAGGUAGCCCAAAGUGGAAAGCGAUUAAACAAAGAAGGGAAAAAGGUAACCAUCAGAGACAGAAUCUGCAGGCUUGGGCAAGUCUACAGUGAUAAAUCAACUCCAGGUAAUGCAUGGAGAUGGGGCAGUGAAAAUACCAAUGGUGAAUGAAUGCAAAGGUACAGAGAAGUUUGAAACAGCAUGGUGAUGAGGAAAUGAAUAACAUUUACAGAGGCAUUCAGAGAGAGGGAAUGGGGGUAUAUGUGGUGUUAGAAGAGUAGGUUGUGAAUACAAAGUAGUAAAAAGAGAUAUGCAAAAUAAUUUUGUUGCUGUUAAUGUUUUUAUUAUUAAGAGAAGGAAAAAGAAUUUAAAUGUUUAGCCUAAGGAGAAGAAGCAUCCUGCAGAGGCACUGGAAAAUCAUGUUGGGGUAUUAUUCACAAUCCAUUAAUAAAAUGAUUAAUUACAUUUUAUGUAUUUAGGAUUCCAAAAUUAAAGAGAGACAAUUAAAUGUUAAUUUCCUAGACUAUAAAAGUGAUCACAUAGCCACACGACAAGCAGUUAAGUGACUUGGUAUGCCUAACUAACCUCAGGACCUCAGGUUUUUAUUUUCACUUUUCUGAAAUAAAAUUUUGUUUCUCAAAAUUUGAUAGCAGAAUAAAAAUGUACUCUUUCACUGUGUACUUGCUAUGCUGUAUCUCCAUUUUUGAUGACUUAUAAGUAUUUAUCAUAUCACAUCCAUGGUAUAGGCAUUCACAUUAAAACACAAAGCCUGGUCUAUCAGGAACUCUUGAAAUGGAUCCAGUCUAUCAUUACAAUUGUAUAAUAUUUUACACCACUCUUUCUCCUGCUUGAUUCAUUUUUUUAACCACACUGUUGACUACAUUUUCUAUGUCCACAACAUAAUUUUUGUCUCAAGACCAUUCUGAUAGUUGUCCUGUCUCUGCCUGUCUUUUAUCAUGUACCCACUUCAGGUAUACAUUAAGCAUAUAACUGCCAUGUUCUCUACCCAUUCAUUCUUCCAAAUUAUCUUUUGAAAAAUUUCAACUGAAAGGUCAUCUUCUCCAUGAAAAUUGCCUAAUGCACACCUAUUCAUCCAGUCUUGAUUUCUUGCUUCAUCAUGACCUUACCCCACAAAGCAUUGUAUUAUAAUUUAUUGUUAGUGUACUUGUGAUC
This is a messenger RNA of Phyllostomus hastatus (greater spear-nosed bat), 4132 nucleotides long. RefSeq names its product membrane spanning 4-domains A2 (gene MS4A2). Gene Ontology annotation, cellular component: external side of plasma membrane; Fc-epsilon receptor I complex; plasma membrane. The coding region runs from base 59 to 784 and encodes 241 amino acids. NCBI's taxonomy places the organism in Eukaryota, Metazoa, Chordata, Mammalia, Chiroptera, Phyllostomidae. The record is from RefSeq and is a predicted model, not a curated record. Gene Ontology annotation, biological process: cell surface receptor signaling pathway. The transcript is spliced from 7 exons.